AUGAUGUCCAUGAACAGCAAACAGGCGCACUUCGCCAUGCACCCUUCUCUACCCGAACACAAGUACACCACCCUGCACUCCAGCUCUGAAGCUAUCCGGAGAGCCUGUCUGCAGACUCCACAGCUGCAGAGUAACAUCUUUGCGAGUUUGGAUGAGACGCUCCUCGCGCGCGCAGAGGCGCUGGCGGCCGUGGACAUCGCCGUGUCUCAGGCCAAGACUCACCCCUUCAAACCGGAUGCCACGUACCACACGAUGAGCACGGUGCCCUGCUCUUCUGGCUCCACCGUCCCGCUUGCACACCACCAUCACCACCAUCACCAUCACCAUGGCAACAUGGAGCCCCCGGACAUCAUGGACCACAUAAACUCCCAGUCGCUAUCGCUCAUGACCGGCGGAGCGCACGAUGGCACGGGUGGUGGAGGAGGCGGUGGUGGAGGAGGUGGGGGCCUCAUCUCCAGCUCCUCGGGACACCACCACUCUCAUAUGCACGGCCUGGGACACCUGUCUCACCAGGCCGCCAUGAGCAUGAACUCGCCUCUUACGCACCAUGGCCUUAUACCGGGCCAUCACGGGGGCGGCCAGGUCCCCAACAACGGGCUGCCCUCCAUCAAUGACUCAGACACGGACCCACGGGAGCUGGAGGCCUUCGCCGAGCGCUUCAAACAGCGGAGGAUCAAACUAGGGGUGACACAAGCGGACGUGGGCGGCGCUCUGGCGAAUCUCAAAAUUCCAGGCGUAGGGUCACUGAGUCAAAGUACAAUUUGUAGAUUUGAGUCUUUGACACUGUCGCACAACAAUAUGAUCGCGCUCAAGCCCAUCCUGCAGGCCUGGCUGGAGGAGGCCGAGGGGGCCCAGCGGGAGAAACUGAGCAAACCUGACAUUUUCAACGGAGGCGAAAAGAAACGGAAGAGGACGUCCAUAGCUGCGCCUGAAAAGAGAUCUUUAGAGGCGUACUUUGCCGUCCAGCCUCGGCCUUCGUCGGAGAAAAUUGCUGCUAUUGCAGAAAAGUUGGACUUGAAAAAAAAUGUGGUGCGAGUGUGGUUUUGUAACCAAAGACAGAAGCAGAAGAGGUUGAAAUUCUCUGCUACUCACUGA
Messenger RNA from Knipowitschia caucasica, 1095 nucleotides. Lineage: Eukaryota; Metazoa; Chordata; Actinopteri; Gobiiformes; Gobiidae. The record is from the annotation of a GenBank genome assembly.